This is a messenger RNA of Pipistrellus kuhlii (Kuhl's pipistrelle), 4027 nucleotides long. RefSeq names its product kinesin family member 6 (gene KIF6). The coding region runs from base 74 to 2458 and encodes 794 amino acids. The transcript is spliced from 22 exons. The record is from RefSeq and is a predicted model, not a curated record. NCBI's taxonomy places the organism in Eukaryota, Metazoa, Chordata, Mammalia, Chiroptera, Vespertilionidae. Gene Ontology annotation, biological process: microtubule-based movement. Gene Ontology annotation, molecular function: microtubule binding; ATP binding; microtubule motor activity.
GGAGGCGGUGGGAAUCAGAAGUUUGGAGAGCCUGGGCCUGAGGUCAAGAGUCAGUCCAGGGCCAGAGGAGGAGAUGGUGAAGCAGACGAUCCAGAUUUUCGCCAGGGUGAAGCCCACUGUCCGGAAGCAGCCGCAAGGGAUUUAUUCCAUAGAUGAAGACGAAAAAGUAGCACCAAGCUUGGAAAUUAUCUUGCCUCGUGAUUUGGCAGAUGGAUUUGUGAAUAAUAAGCGAGAAAGCUACAGAUUUAAAUUUCAAAGGAUUUUUGAUCAAGAUACAAACCAAGAAACCAUUUUUGAAAACAUUGCCAAGCCCGUGGCUGAGAGCGUCCUGGCCGGUUACAAUGGCACCAUCUUUGCAUACGGGCAAACAGGCAGCGGUAAGACCUUCACCAUCACGGGUGGGGCAGAGCGCUACUGCGACAGAGGCAUUAUCCCAAGGACACUGUCCUACAUUUUUGAGGAAUUGCAAAAGGACAGCAGCAAAAUAUACACCACGCACAUCUCUUACUUGGAAAUCUACAAUGAAUGUGGCUAUGAUCUCUUGGAUCCAAGACACGAAGCCUCUAGUUUGGAAGACUUGCCGAAAGUGACAAUCUUGGAGGACCCUGACCAGAACAUUCACCUGAAAAACCUGUCUCGCCAUCAGGCAACCACGGAGGAAGAGGCGCUGAACCUGCUUUUCUUGGGAGACACCAACAGGAUGAUUGCAGAGACUCCUAUGAACCAAGCUUCCACUCGUUCCCACUGCAUUUUCACUGUUCACUUGUCAAGCAAAGAACCGGGAUCUGCAACUGUCCGACAUGCCAAACUUCAUCUGGUGGACCUGGCUGGUUCCGAGCGAGUCGCAAAGACUGGAGUUGGGGGCCAGCUCCUGACAGAGGCCAAGUACAUCAACCUGUCUCUGCAUUACUUAGAACAGGUCAUCAUUGCCCUUUCAGAAAAGCACCGUUCGCACAUCCCCUACAGGAACUCCAUGAUGACCAGCGUCCUGAGAGACAGUUUGGGAGGGAACUGCAUGACGACCAUGAUUGCAACGCUCUCGCUGGAGAAAAGGAACAUCGACGAGUCUAUAUCUACCUGCAGAUUUGCACAGCGGGUGGCGCUCAUAAAGAACGAAGCUGUUCUUAAUGAAGAAAUUGACCCCAGGCUGAUGAUCGCACGCCUGCAGAAGGAAAUCCAGGAGCUGAAGGAUGAGCUGGCCCUGGUCUCCGGGGAGCCACGGACCGAGGUGCUCACAGAGGAGGAGCUUCUCCUGUUGGAAAAACAAAUAACAUCCUUUUUGGAAGACCGGGACCCAGAGAGCAGACUAGAGGUUGGCGCCGAUAUGCGUAAAAUUCAUCACUGUUUCCGUCAUUUAAAGAAACUACUAAUGGACAAGAAGGGUGAUGAAACAAACACAAUGUCCUCUGAAAUCAAAGACCAAGACUGCCAGGAGCCACUGAAAGAGGAGGAAUAUAAAAAACUACGAGAUAUUCUACAGCAGAGAGAUAAUGAAAUCAAUAUUCUGGUCAACAUGCUAAAGAAGGAAAAGAAGAAAGUUCAGGAUGCCCUCCACGGAUCUGGCAUGGAUAGAAACGAAUCUAGACGUACACAGAGCUCGCCCCUCCCCCCAGGGAACCCGGAGGGUCCAAGGACAUUGCCACCCUCAGCUCCCACCCAGGCCCAAGAUUCUACCACUUUUGGGCACAGAUCCAAUUUGCUCCACAGAAAAACAGGGAUGAGAGAGGAAAUGUCAUUAGGACGCCAGGAGGCCUUUGAAAUCUUUAAGAGGGACCACGCUGACAGCGUGACCAUCGAAGACAACAAACAGAUUCUGAAGCAGAGAUUUUCUGAAGCAAAGGCCCUGGGAGAAAAUAUAAAUGAAACCAGAAGUAAAAUCGGUCACCUGAAGGAGGAAAUCACCCAGCGGCACCUGCAGCAAGCAGCUCUAGGUAUCGCAGAGAACAUGCCCAUGCCCGCCGAGCCAGACCUGCACGAAGAGAAGCUGCGGUCACAGCUGGAGGAGGAAAAGAGGAGGUAUAAAACCAUGUUCACACGCCUGAAGGCCCUGAAGGUGGAGAUCGAGCACCUGCAGCUGCUCAUGGACAGAGCCAAGGUGAAGCUGCAGAAGGAGUUUGAGACCUGGUGGGCAGCGGAGGCCAGCAGCCUGCAGGUGGAGUCUGCCGCAGGGAACUCACUCAGCCACAGGCAGCCGCUUGCCCCCAGGUCCGGAUCCCAGCACGAGAAGCCCCCACUUCUUUCUAACCAAAGCAUCGUGAAUGCCAGGAAAAUUCUGCCCUCGCCUCGCCCCAUCCUGCCCAACCCGGAGCAGAAGGACCCUCGUGCCUCCCUGGAUGACAGCACCCCUGAGAGGCGCUCCUCGUCCGUCCCUCUCACCGGAGACAGCCAGACGGAUUCCGACAUCCUGGCAUUCAUCAAGGCCAGACAGAACGUUCUGCAGAAGAAAUGUUCCCAGUGAGGGUCCAGUGAGAACGGGAGACAGACGACGGCCGCCUCACUCACCGGCUUCAGAAGUGACCUGCUGGGAGCAGCCAGUGACUUUGACUUCAGUGGAGAAGGCUAUUUCUUUAGGGCUGUGUCCGGGCGGCUGCCGGGAGGCUGGGGCCACUAGCUGUAGGCACUGGAGCUGCUGGCAGGCUGUGCGGGGCCAGGGAGCUGGGGCCGGGCCGGGCUGCUGCUCACUCACAGACAGGAAGUAGCACCAGGCAGGGCAAGGGCUCAUAUGGGGGGGAUGGGGCAAUAAUAGUCAUUUCCAGCUGUUUACCAGCCUACCCCCUGGCACAGGAAUAGGCCAGGCUGUAGGCCGGAGCCAAAGGCAGGGUAGUGGAAUGCAGGGCAUCGGGAUGGCCAGUUCCAGUUUGUCGGCCAUCACCCUAAUGCCCGGCUGACCCAAAGGUAGCAUCUGCAUGAGCUGUGUCGCCAGGGAGCCACCCUCCCUGCGGUCUAAGGACAUGGCAGCACCCAGAGAGCCAAGGGCAGCUCAGGAGCUCUGCAGUGUGGGCGCCCUGAGGCGCUGCAGGAUUUGAGCCACAACUCCCACUCCAUGAGGGAAACAGCGGCCGGGGUCUUGUCUCAGUGAGACUCCCGCACUCCAGGCCCUGGCUCUUGGUGCUGAGCUGGUGGAGGAUGGCCCGACCCUUAGGGGGCAGUGGGCAGGGCUGCAUGAAUGGACGGGGAGAGGAAUGGUGCCUGGAAAUGAAGCUGGCAGAAUAAAAGUGUUUGUCCGCUGCUUCUAUUCUCUCCUUCCCAGGGUUUAUUUCCCUCUUCUCAGGACCGGCUGAAAGGGUCAUGCAGAAGAAGAGGGGUCCUCGAAUUUCAAAGUUAGGCAGGCCCCAUCGGCUCCCCUAACCCACACUCUCAUUUACAUAACCAGGGAACUGAAGCAAAGGGGGGGCCCUGGCUUGCUGAUGUGUGGCCAGUUAGUGAAAAAGCCCCCUCCUUGGGGGGCUGUCCCUGAUCACCCCAAGUAGCGGUACCCCUAGUUACCCUCUAACCCAUGACUCUGUCCUACUUUCUUCAUCACUGUCUGAUGUAUCAUCUUUAUUGGCUUAUCUUCUAUGGCCUGCAGCCCCCACCCACAGGACUGAAAGCUCCCUGACAGCAGGGACCUGUCUCCCUUGUGCUCAUGGAUCCCCAGCAGGAGUCGGUACUCAGCGACUCCUCUUCGGUGGGUGAGUGGGGAUCAGAGCCCAGAGCCCCUGCUUUUCAGCUGGUGUCACCCCACAGCUUGGUGCAAUCGCUCUGCUCACUCUGGCUCCCAGUUCAGUGGCACAAAGUACCAAGUAAGAACUAGACAGCAUGUAUAUAAAACAUGGCUUUUAGAUGUUGAGAAACGGCAGGAGAGGACAUUGAUAUCCAAAGGAAGAGAAUCAAAUGCGGAGGCCCUGUGACUAUGACGCCCCAACUCACUACCUGCAGAGUCCAAGCUGCAGUUCAGGAGGGGAGCCAGGUGGUGCCUCCUGGUUGAGGGAAUGGAGCUGGCAGACCAGGGAGGCCAAGGGGGCUUAAAUUUGCAAGAGUGUACCAG